UAAAAGUAAACGAACGUAGUCACAGUCAAUGGCGCUUUGUGUUACUUGCUGGAAAGCUCCCGAAAACCUUCCUCCGUAUAUUCUCCAUAUCAAAACAUAUCGAACGACGGAAGAAAAAGGGAGUUGAUGUUAUACCAUCAAAUAAAAUAGUAAUUAUUUAUUAUGGAGGCUAGCGAAUUAUACAAUCUUUCAAUAUCGCCUGUGGUGACAGGUUCUUUCGUACUUGCUUGGUCAGAAGAUAAUCACAUUUCAUUAAUAACACAUCGUGGAGUUCAUGUGUUUGAUUUCGUGCCACAUCCAACAUGUAUGUAUCCAUUUUUGAGGCUGGCAAGGAGUUUCAUUUAUCCUUCAGAUUAUUUGCCAACAAAAUCGUAUGCAAGUAUUGUCACUGAAAACUUGAGACGGAUGAAACACAAUGAAAUUUAUGAGCUUUUCUUAGAGGAGGCUCUAACCCCUGAUCUGGAGGAUAAAACAAAGCCAAUACCAAGAAUAAUUAAUGUUGCUUGGUCCCCGAUGAGCUUAGCAAAGCCGGGAAAAUGCUUAUGCGUAAUCAUUACAUUGCAUGGAAGUGUUGAAAUCCUCAAUAAAUUGGGCAAUGACUGGUUAUCCAUGUGGAAUCUAACGGAGCGAUGGAAAAAACUCGUUGAGGCUGAAUCAAAAAUAGACCCAGUCAUUUUAGCAGCAGAGAUCGAACAGGAAAUAAUGUGGGCAGAUCAUUUGAGACGUUUUUUGGGUACUACUGCCACUUGGAGUUCAAUUUUUCAAGAUCGGGACAAGAAAAACUUUGCUUGGCUCGCAGUUGCUUUCCGAAGUUCUGAAAUAGUUGUUGCCAAAGUACGAGAGGUAGAUGAGCUAGCUGAAAGGAGCGAAGAACCUAGGAUUGUUUAUAAACGCUGGUUAGAGGCAAAAGUGAGAAUUGAUCAGUUGCUGUGGAUUACGCUUAAGCAACAAAAGUCCCACGUAAUUAUCGUUGCUUACGGUGAUGGCAGAAUUCACGGCCUUAUUCUCGACGAAAUAGAGGGAAAAUUGGAAGAAAAUCGAUUGUUAAAAUAUGAGGUUUGCUCCGAUUUUGUAAAAAUUACUUCCGUUCAAUUAUUUGCCAAAGUUGAUGGAAAUCAUGUAGUACUUUUAACAAAGUCCUCUUGCCUCAUCGCUCUAAGCCUCAAUCAUAAUGGAGAGUGCUACCAAAGAAGAUACCUCAGAAUAAAUGGAUUCUCUAUCACGGGUUUAACAAUCGUGAGCAGAGAAAAAGUAGUGGUAACGACUCAAAAUAGUAAACUAUUUGCUGUUACCAUACCAAAAGAAGACAAUUUGAGUUGUGAGGCGGUGAGCCAUGAUUUGAAAAGCAAUAGAGUCCAAUACCUCGGGCUCGUAAGUUCCCGGAAUAGUACGAUUUUGUUAAGCGUCACGAGUCCUGACUGCAUCUUCGAUCAUUUGAUAAACCGAGAGCCAAGUGUGCUACAAGUUUUCCGACUUUCGAACGAAGAAUGGAAUCCCUGGCGCUUGAUUCAAAAUCAGCUCCAUUUGAAAGCUCCAAUCCGAAAUUAUUGGGAUUGUCUCGAAUCUUUGAGAAUUAUUGCGGCAAAAAAUGGCUUUGAGCCAGCGAAAAUUUUUCCAAAAAUUGAAACCAACUUUGAUUCACUGGAUGUCCACGAACUUCGUAUUGUAAUGUGGCUGACCUCGAUGUUGGAAAUUCUUGAAAAACGACAAUUUUUGAAGAGCGUUGGAAAAAUCGUCGGCCAUAUUUCCGAAGCUGAACCACUUAUUUUUUUGCUAAGUGGUUGCGAUUUUCUGAACCGUCUCAUAAAAAAAGGAUUUUCGUGUCUUAACGAGAAUGAGAAGCGCAGCGCAAGUUUUUUGCGAAUGUACAUGGAAAUGUUUCUUGCUGGUGAGGAAGGAGACGAGACUAAUUCAGGGGGCACAAUCAAGAAAAUAUUGCAUGGUUUUCGGGCGAGCGAAAAUCUUAUAGGUUCUGUUGAAACUGAGACAUGCAAUUUGUGUGGUGUAAUUUUAACUGAAUUGCCGUGGACCAUAGAGUCUUGUCCUUCUGGCCACAAAUUGCCCAGAUGUUCUCUGAGUCUGCUCCAAAUCACCCAUAUUAAUUUCCGAUCUUGUCCUGUCUGCACUCGUUUGUAUCAUACGUUCCUCGAUCAAAUUUAUCCACAAGUUCGAUGUAUAUAUUGCGACGUGCCUCCAAUUUACGACUACCGGAUGCAAUCUUCGGCUCUCGACGAGAUGGAGACUAAAUGGAACAAUCUUUCGAAGCAUCCAGUUGGAAAUAUUGAACAUACAAAGAAUCCUGCCGGAUCCCAGGAAUCUACCAGUGAAAAAGUUAAGAAACGUAGCGUCAACGAUACACAAACUUUUGCCGUUAUUAUAAAUCGAGAUCAACACGAUGACUCGCUUAUCACAGAAACAUGGCAGCAAUUUUAGUCAGUUUCUCAAAGUCAAAAUGAAGUUUUCAAUAAAAUUGAGGUAUAUUUGUU
Messenger RNA from Venturia canescens, 2486 nucleotides. RefSeq lists its product as uncharacterized. Lineage: Eukaryota; Metazoa; Arthropoda; Insecta; Hymenoptera; Ichneumonidae. Gene Ontology annotation, cellular component: transcription factor TFIIIC complex. Gene Ontology annotation, molecular function: histone acetyltransferase activity. The transcript has 3 exons. The record is from RefSeq and is a predicted model, not a curated record. Gene Ontology annotation, biological process: transcription initiation at RNA polymerase III promoter. Bases 163 to 2433 code for a protein of 756 amino acids.